GCACUGACUGCGCUGCAGCUUCGAUAUGCGGACGGGAUAGAUGGGAUGCUUUGAGAACAAUUGCAAUUACUGACUAUCAUUAUCCGUUAUUUUGACCAGCGUUGCGAAGAUGCCUUUGCAAAUGGGAGCACACCUGCAGAUUGUGCUGGCCGUGGGCUCGGCCGUCAUCUGCUUUUUCCUGGUGCUCGGCUGCUUCCUCUGCUGGCGUCGCCGCAAGUCCCGUCUCCACGGCGACAAAGAGGCAGCCCUGUCGCUCCCGGCCCUGACCUCUGACCCCGCCGUGGUGACCCCGAGCCCCUGGCCCUCGAUCGGCGUGCUCCCUGUGCGUCAGCAGUAUGAGGAGCUGGAGGGGGACGUGCUGGAGUUCCCCUCCCUGUUCCCGUCCCCGUCCCCCUCCGCCUCCGCCACCAGCACCUCCUCUCCCUCCGAGGAUGGGCUCUCGGCUCUGGGUCUGGCCCCGCGGCCUCGCUCCUCCUCCGACCUGCAGGAGUCCACGUCCUCCCUGGCCCGCGCCUCCUGCUUCCCCCUGCGCCGCCUCAGCUCCCCGGCCGCCCCCUGCUCCCCUCUCCGCUCCCCCCCUCCUCCUCCUCCUCCUCCGUCUCCCACGGCCGCGCCUCCCUGCCCUCCAUCCCCAGACUGGGCCUCGUGUCCCGCACCAAACGGGCCCUGGAGCGCCGCUGCUCGGUGGCCGCCGACGGCACCCUCCCCUCCAGCGAGAGCAGCCGGCUGACCUGCCCUGCACCAC
Clupea harengus (Atlantic herring) is the source of this 745-nucleotide messenger RNA. RefSeq names its product synaptotagmin XVIIIb. The record is from RefSeq and is a predicted model, not a curated record. Gene Ontology annotation, biological process: calcium ion-regulated exocytosis of neurotransmitter; vesicle fusion. Gene Ontology annotation, cellular component: synapse; axon; plasma membrane. Gene Ontology annotation, molecular function: phosphatidylserine binding; calcium-dependent phospholipid binding; clathrin binding. NCBI's taxonomy places the organism in Eukaryota, Metazoa, Chordata, Actinopteri, Clupeiformes, Clupeidae. Bases 110 to 730 code for a protein of 206 amino acids. The transcript has 2 exons.